AGCUGCCGGCGCGUAGAGAUGGAGCCAGGCGGCGGCGGAGGUCCGGGCUUGCUGAUUGUCAACAACAAGCAACGGGGCUCGGGGCUCGGGCUGGCGGCGCCGGUGACGCCGGGGGUGAAGGGCCGAGAGCCUAACCGCAACCAGCGCAAGGACUCGGAGGGCUAUUCGGAAUCUCCAGAUUUUGAGUUUGAAUAUGCAGACACAGACAAGUGGGCUGCUGAGCUGUCAGAACUGUACAGUUACACUGAAGGUCCGGAAUUCCAGCUCAACAGAAAAUGCUUUGAGGAAGAUUUUAGACUGCAUGUGCUGGAUAAAAAAUGGACAGAGUUGGACACCGAUCAGCAUCGCACCCAUGCCAUGAGGCUUCUUGAUGGCCUUGAAGUCACGGCUCGGGAGAAAAGACUGAGGGUAGCCCGAGCCAUCCUCUAUGUUGCACAAGGCACAUUUGAUGAGUGCAGCUCUGAAGCUGAAGUUCAGUCCUGGAUGCGAUACAACAUUUUCCUUCUGCUUGAAGUUGGCACAUUCAAUGCUUUGGUGGAACUUUUGAACAUGGAAAUUGACAACAGUGCUGCCUGCAGCAGUGCUGUGAGGAAGCCUGCCAUCUCCCUGGCUGACAGCACCGAUCUGAGGGUGCUGCUGAAUAUUAUGUACCUUAUCAUAGAGACUGUCCGUCAGGAAUGUGAAGGAGACAAGCCUGAGUGGAAGACCAUUAGACAGACCUUUAGAGCAGAACUAGGGGCACCUCUGUAUAACAAUGAACCAUUUUCCGUGAUGCUCUUUGGAAUGGUGACCAAAUUCUGCAGUGGCCAUGCCCCACACUUCCCUAUGAAGAAGGUGUUGCUGUUGCUCUGGAAGACUGUCCUGUGCACCCUUGGAGGAUUUGAGGAACUCCAGGAUAUGAAAGCAGAGAAAAGGGAGAUGUUGGGGCUCCCCCCACUUCCUGAGGAUAGCAUAAAAGUGAUUCGCAACAUGAGGGCUGCCUCCCCUCCGGCAUCUGCUUCUGAUUUGAUUGAGCAGCAGCAAAAACGGGGUCGCCGAGAGCACAAGGCUCUUAUUAAACAGGAUAACUUAGAUGCCUUCAAUGAGCGAGAUCCCUACAAAGCUGAUGACUCCCGGGAAGAAGAGGAGGAGAAUGAUGAUGACAAUAGUCUUGAGGGAGAGACAUUCCCUCUUGAAAGAGAUGAAGUGAUGCCCCCUCCUAUCCAGCACCCACCGACUGACCGACUGACUUGUCCAAAAGGUUUGCCUUGGGCACCCAAAGUCAGAGAAAAAGACAUUGAGAUGUUUCUUGAAUCAAGUCGGAGCAAAUUCAUUGGCUACACCUUGGGAAGUGACACUAACACAGUUGUGGGAUUGCCUAGACCAAUUCAUGAGAGCAUCAAAACUCUGAAGCUGCACAAAUAUACAUCUAUUGCUGAGAUUCAAGUACAAAUGGAAGAAGAGUAUCUGCGUUCUCCCAUGUCAGGGGGGGAAGAGGAGGUUGAACAAGUUCCUGCCGAAAUCUUGUACCAGGGUCUACUUCCUAGCCUGCCACAGUACAUGAUUGCCUUGCUGAAGAUUCUGCUGGCUGCGGCACCCACCUCCAAGGCCAAGACCGAUUCCAUUAACAUCCUAGCAGAUGUCUUGCCAGAGGAGAUGCCAACAACUGUGUUGCAGAGUAUGAAACUAGGCGUUGAUGUGAAUAGGCACAAAGAAAUAAUUGUAAAGGCCAUUUCCGCUGUUCUGCUUCUACUGCUUAAGCAUUUUAAGCUAAACCAUGUCUAUCAGUUCGAAUACAUGGCCCAGCACCUAGUAUUUGCCAACUGCAUCCCCCUUAUACUGAAAUUCUUCAACCAAAACAUCAUGUCAUAUAUCACUGCCAAGAACAGCAUCUCUGUUUUGGAUUACCCAUAUUGUGUGGUGCAUGAGCUGCCUGAGCUGACUGCAGAGAGUCUGGAAGCUGGAGACAACAAUCAGUUUUGCUGGCGAAACCUGUUUUCCUGCAUUAAUCUACUUAGGAUACUGAACAAAUUAACAAAGUGGAAGCACUCAAGGACUAUGAUGUUGGUGGUAUUCAAGUCUGCACCCAUUCUGAAACGAGCCCUCAAAGUGAAGCAAGCCAUGAUGCAGCUUUACGUUUUGAAGCUUCUCAAAGUUCAGACCAAGUAUUUGGGGCGACAGUGGAGGAAGAGCAACAUGAAGACCAUGUCAGCAAUCUACCAAAAAGUGCGGCACCGGCUCAAUGAUGACUGGGCUUAUGGCAAUGAUCUGGAUGCACGUCCUUGGGAUUUCCAAGCUGAGGAGUGUGCUCUGCGUGCCAGCAUAGAGCGUUUCAACUCUCGCCGUUAUGACCGGGCACAUAGCAAUCCUGAUUUUCUACCUGUGGAUAACUGUUUGCAGAGUGUUCUGGGCCAGCGCGUAGAACUGCCUGAAGAUUUCCAAAUGAAUUAUGACUUGUGGCUGGAAAGGGAAGUUUUUUCUAGACCCAUCUGUUGGGAAGAAUUGCUCCAAUGACGUUUGACAAGAGGGAAUCAGAGCUAGUACGUGUGCCCAAGGACAAGGCAGCUUCUCUUCGGUCAACCAGGCAGAGAGAGAAGAGAUAAAACUGGUUUUUCAUAUGGCUUGUAAUCUGCAGUUCUUUCCUUCUCCUCCAGGUGGCGGCAUGGAUUUAUACUGCUCUCAAGGUCCUAGCAAAUAUGGCUUUCCUACAUCUUUUGGGCUGCUUCAAUUACUGAUUGGUUUAGAAGGUGCUAAAUGGAUUCAGAGUAGUUCACUCUGAGACUCAGAUCAAUUGAAAAACGCUGAGCAAAAUAUCAGUGUCAGCAUUGAUUGUUAUUCAUGUGCUCCUUGUUGGGCUUCUGUCCAUUGUCAUUGGCCAGCUGUUCUGUUCCAAAAGUAGUAUGGCAGCUUUUUUUUCUGCUAUGCUCCCACUCUUAGCCCAAAAGGACAGAACCCUUUCUCUGUUAGCUUCUAGGAUGGAAAACAGUAUCAUGGUGGUGUGGAUGGAAGGAGAAACGAUAGGUGGUGCAUACAGUUGUUCAUACUAAUAGGAAAGGGAGAUAUCUGGAGUCCCAUCUAGUGCAUGUAUAGUUGAGAGGAUCGGGAGCAGGGAAUAGGGUGUGUUCAUAGCAGCUGCUUCCACUCUCAUCUGGUGGAUUACAAAUGGCUUGGCCCUUCACAGGGAAGGCAAUUUAACUGGAUCAGGGAUGUUACCUUCUUUUGUUCCUGUAGUGGCACCAAACAUCUAAACAACUGCUGAUCAUGUCCCAGUAUAAUUGAAUAUUAAUAACUAUUUCUUUCCAUUGAGCAAUCUUCUGUUUUGAAGGCUUCACCAGGGAAAGAGAAACUCUUGACAUUUUUCUGUUUCCAUCAAUGUGCCAUUCUUUCCUCCUUCGUUUGCUUGAAAGCCUCGAUUUUUGAAUAGCUUUGCUGCACAGAUGUGCAUGCCAAUGUAGUUUGCUUAAUUUGACCCCUUGCCAGGGCACCUUGUUUGUGCCUGCCCUUCUUGGUUAAAUGUCGCAUAAUCCUAGUCUCCUCAGUCUGGAUGUUGGUGACCCAGGCAAGUAACUCAUCCUACCUUGAUGCUCCAUCCCACUCUAGUUCUCAUAAACAGAAGGCGAAGUGGCAAGCCUGUGUCUGGGCUUUCCCACUGCAAGUCACACCCACAGCCACCUGAAAUAGUACUGUCAGUCCAGACAAAGGUUUGCCACUUCAAAUGAUGUUUUGUAAGAACCUAGUCUCUGGGUUCCUGCAAACCAGGACUGUGAAUGUGGUAGAAGUAAGGGCAUUUACUUUAAGUAGAUAAGUGGACCUGACAAUAAAGUAGGUGCUUUCGCUUCCCUAGGAGAUGGUAUCUGCUCUGAGAAAACUCACAACCAAAUCUAAGUUUAGCCUGUUGUGUUUAUAAACAUUCAGGAACAGGCAAGUACAGUAGGUCAUCACCAGGUGCAAUACGGUAGAAUGCAUUUUCCUAUUUGUUUGUUUGUGCUUUGUAGUCUGGUUAUAUGCUCAGGCUACAAUUCUAACAUUACUUAUUUGGAAGAGAGCCCCAUUGAACGGGCCACCUAAGUAAAUAUGGGGUGCCAUUAAAAUGCUACUGUUGGAGGGGUUGAGACUGCUCCAGCACUCCACAUUGAGCCUCGAUUACUUGUACCCAAACACUCCCGCUGUUUAACUUUCAUCACUGAGGUUACAAGAGUGUCUGUCAGGCAGACAGCAGCAGGGACCAAGGCACACAGUGUCAGUUUAGAAUAAUCAAGUUUUAGCAAAGCCAAUUCAUUUAUUUUGAGCAAAUGUCAUCAGGCAGGCAUUUGCUCACAAAUUGUAAUGUAGCUACAGAUGCGGCUCCAAGCUUCUUCAAUGUGUAACAUACUGAGACCGUAGGGCUCUCCCCACCCCAUCUCUGCAUUGUUAACAGUGUGAUGGUGACAUGAUCAUGCAACAGAAGCACAUGGUCGCAUAAAAGAAUGAACAAGCAUUAAAAGCAACAAAAUGCCUAUCAA
Zootoca vivipara (common lizard) is the source of this 4481-nucleotide messenger RNA. RefSeq names its product striatin interacting protein 1 (gene STRIP1). Gene Ontology annotation, cellular component: cytosol. Gene Ontology annotation, biological process: cytoskeleton organization. Lineage: Eukaryota; Metazoa; Chordata; Lepidosauria; Squamata; Lacertidae. The record is from RefSeq and is a predicted model, not a curated record.